Messenger RNA from Glossina fuscipes, 3681 nucleotides. RefSeq lists its product as uncharacterized. Lineage: Eukaryota; Metazoa; Arthropoda; Insecta; Diptera; Glossinidae. Bases 394 to 2601 code for a protein of 735 amino acids. The record is from RefSeq and is a predicted model, not a curated record. The transcript is spliced from 4 exons.
UUUUUUUUCCACCCUUCAAACAAAAUGAAUAACUAUCUCGCUCGCACAAACGCACCACUUGCAAUAGCAUUAGUGCUUUUUUUCUUUUUUUUUUGUUGAUUAGUGGAAGUCCGCGAUUUUUCAAGCGUUGCUUUUUGCCGAUUAUUUUUGCGGAAACCGGAAUCAAUCAGAAUUUCUUUAGAUUUAGUUUCCUAUCAGUGUAAAAUAGAAAUUCAGGAAAUACUGUUAUUAUUCGUAAAAAAGGCGCUAGAGUAUUUUUGUUAAUUUUAUGACAGUGAAGAAUUAUGUUGUAAUAUAUAGAUAACGUGUGCAAGUAAUAUCGAUAAAUUCUGUACAAUGAAAAUUACUAAAAAUUAAACAAGAAAUAAAAUUAACGAAUAUGAAAAAUAAGCCAUGCCUAUCACCAGGUCGCGCAGUAAAAUAGAAUUAAUUAGAGGGGAUAUUAGAGAAAACGAUACUAAAACUAUUAAACUCCAAAAGAAGAGAGCUGCUUCAGAAUUGGGGCAUCAAUUGAAGGAAAUUACGAAUAAAAACGAAAUGAAUGAAGCUGCAAAAAUUGUGUCUGCUGAAACUACUAAAAAUGAAGGGAAAUAUAAACGAGAAACUGCCGAACCAAUGAAUAUCGACGCAGAUGUUAGCCCUCCAAAAACCCAAAAACUUACCGAAGAAGAAAGUAACGAGAAAGAAGCAAUAAAAAUAAAUAACAAAUCUUUAGCGCAAAUUAGUGGCAAUAAAUGUUUAGAGGGAUCGUCGAAAUACGAAAAUAAACGUAAAUCUCCAAAAGUUAAAAGUAUAUCUUUGAAAGCUCAAAAUAAUAUAUCAAGUAAAGCGGAAGCGGCAAAUCCUAUCACUUCAACUAAUAAUUUACCCGAACAAUUAUUGUCGGUAAUAUCGAAUUUGUAUUUAAAUGUCGCGCAGCGUUUGCAUUUGGACUUCACACCUCGUUGUCUAGAUGAUUUAGCUCAUUGUCAUCGUCAUCAUUAUCGUUCCGAUUCGCCGGAGAUGCCAUCACGUAAUCAGGCCCAAGGCUUGCGUACAGCUUUCGAACAGCUUCGUUACGUUACGUCAAUUAACUUAACCACCGACAUGUGUUUGCGUGGAGAGUUUCCUGGCGCCGCAAUUUUUAAAAAACUUCUCGAAUUGAUUUUAAGCAUUAAUUACACGUCUAAACAACAACCAAACAUAACUUCGCAGCAAUGUUAUAACAAAUACAUUGAAUUAUUCUUAAUGAUUGUUCGUACUUUUCCACCUUGCUGGCAUAAAAUGAGAAGCUAUUAUAUAGAUUUUUUGGACCGCGGCCUCGAUACUAGCAAAUUAUCAUCGAACAAGGAGACACUACCUAGCAAAUCUUCAAAAGUUUGCGAUAUACUUUUGGAUUUGCUAGAAGAUUUGCUGAAAAAAUGUCCACAAUCUGAUCUUUCAUUUCCGGGAAGCGACUCUUUAAAUAUACCAACAUUUAUGGACGCGAAUGGCGGACCUAAUUCAUCUAGUGAUAUAAGCUUUUCGUCGGAAUGUUGGAAUCAAAAUCAAUAUGAAGAGCAUGAACGUCAGCUGCAAACAAAUAUUGCACUAACAUUAGUUCAGCGUUUGGAGCGCAUCUUUGUUGCAUUACGUUUAAUAUUGCACACUCUGGAAUACGAUUUAGCUAUGUGGGUGCUGCAUCACAAUAAAAAUACCAAGGACUGGAUAUGUUCGGAAAAUCGUCCAUUAAUAGUAGUAAUGUGCGAGUUGACACAAUUCACACGUAUGACCAGAAUGGCUAGACGUAUCUUUACUGUUUUCAGUGAAGCCGUUGCUAAGGGCUUGUGUAAAUCUAGACUGCAAGUGUUGGAGCGUUACAUUUCUUUGCUUAUGGUUGCCAGUAAUACCAUGGAUAUGGAAAAUACAGCCAUCGGUGUUAAAUAUCCCGUGUUAGGUGAAAAAACGAAGGAUUUAAUAAAAGAUUUUUUUGAAAUUUUCAAAGAACAUAAUCGUGAAGACAUCACUAAAUACAUGGAAAAUAUUGAAUUGCUGCACAUUCCGUUUGUGCGUUACGAAUUUAUUGACAGUGUUUUGUUUACUAAUUCGGAACCAUUAACACCGCAAAAGAUUGCCCUCGAUAUGGCAAAGAAACGUUGGUUACAGCAUAAGAUUUUUGCUGAACUUGAAAAACCCAGUGAAGACAUAUCCCGCGAACAAUACUUGCAUUUACUUUUGAAUGCUUUGCGCAGCUACUGUGACUGGCAUGGUCUAAAAACGUUUUGGGAUAUUGUCACAAAAUCUGUGAAAAUAACGCCUCUCACCACAACUAAUGAUUCUGUACAUCGUUGGCCGACUCAUGGAUCAGGAGUAUUAUUGUUAAAAAAGAUGGCUAAGGAUGUGAAGCAAUUGGAGACGAAACUUAUAAUGACUGUACGAAUGUGUAAACCCAAAGUUGAUUUACCUCUAGCCGAUAUUUGUAUAGACGAAACAAUUAUUCGUAAAUAUCGACAAGAUUUAAAGUUUGUAGUUGGCCUACAUAAUGUUAUACUAAAACAAAAGCAGGAAUAUCCUGAAGUCGAUUUCAGUGAAUGGUUACAUUUUCUAAACGAUUUCAUUCCGGAAAGAGGCACGGCGUCGUAAUUUUCUUUUUUUUUUCUUUUUUUUUUUUUAUUCCAUAAUAUUCAGUGCAUAUUUGUACACCAAUGUCAGCAUAUAAGGUACACAGUUCUUUAUUUAUUUUAAUUUGGUGGGCGAGCAACUUGCUAUAUAUCUCUUGGAUAUCUAAUACACUCGUUUUGACCCAAAAAAGUCUUUACUCUCUGGGCUUCAACCAACUUUGAAUUUGACAUAUUUUGGCAGCUAUGAGGUGUUAAUUUAUUAUUUAUUCUCAUAAUAAAACAAAAAAAAAAAAAAAAAUGAAUUCCUUCUAUUUGAAGAUACGAAAUUUUAUUUAACAGCACCAGUUGUUUAAUGAUCUCUGAACGAAAUUUAAUAACUGUAAUCCAAGCUGUUCGGAAGCUGGUCACAAUGUGUGUGAUAUAAUAUCUCGUUGCGAAAGCAUUCUUAAAACGAAGGUUACAGAGACGGACGUCUCAAAAUUGGUAUUCGAUCAGAACACGGAAAGUAUAUAGGAAAUGUAGGUUAAUAUGCUUGAAUCGAUUCAAAAUUUUUCACUGAUCGCGAAUAUAUUUGCUUCACGGGAUCUCCGAAUAUGAUCAAUCACUCAGGAGAUUGUCCUCUAUUUGUCUUACACGAUUCCUGGGAGAACGGAGAGAGGGGAGAGAAGGAAAAAAGGCAGGUGGUAGUCCAAACGAGAUAGGUGUUACGCCUUUAUCCAGGACUAAAGACAAUUCUACCGCCCUUGAAACAUGAACCCGCGAAUACUGACUUGAUAAUCGCGAUUCUUACCUACUCGUCUAUUCAGAUGUGUAUAAAGCUCCAAGGCUUGGCUUAAGGGCCUCUUACACACGUUAAGGAAAAUGUUGAAUGUACCCCGAAUUCUUCCCUAUUCGGUAUAAGAAGGGCCAUUACAUUGUUUCGAUGUACGGUCAGCAAAAUUCGAAUUAAUUCAUAAUAGAUAAAGAAAGAAGAGGAUUAAAAGAAAAAGAAACUUUCUAUAACAAUAAUCUACUUAGCAAAUAAUUUGAUAAACCUUUGAAAUUUCCUUUUUUAGAAAAUAAGUUCUUAUAAUUGAUUCAUUUUUUAUUAUAUCGCUUAAAU